GCGGCGCGGGCGGCCUGGAGCCCCGGGAGCGGCGCGCGCGGCCCCGGCCCCGCCGCUCUGCCGGCGGCGCGCUGCACAUUCUCUCCUGGCGGCGGCGCCACCUGCAGUAGUGUUCGCCCGAACAUGGCGACACGGAGCAGCAGGAGGGAGUCCCGACUCCCCUUCCUAUUCACCCUGGUCUUGUUGCUGCCGCCCGGGGCUCUCUGCGAGGUCUGGACGCAGACACUGCACGGCGGUCGCGCGCCCUUGCCCCAGGACCAGGGCUUCCGCGUGGUGCAGGGCGACCCGCGCGAGCUGCGACUGUGGGAGCGCGGGGAUGCCAGGGGGGCGAGCCGGGCGGACGAGAAGCCGCUCCGGAGGAGACGGAGCGCUGCCCUGCAGCCCGAGCCCAUCAAGGUGUACGGACAGGUCAGCCUCAAUGAUUCCCACAAUCAGAUGGUGGUGCACUGGGCUGGAGAGAAGAGCAACGUGAUCGUGGCCUUAGCCCGAGACAGCCUGGCAUUGGCCAGGCCCAGGAGCAGUGAUGUGUACGUGUCUUAUGACUAUGGAAAGUCAUUCAAUAAGAUAUCAGAGAAAUUGAACUUCGGUGUUGGAAAUAACACAGAGCCCGUGGUGGCCCAGUUCUACCACAGCCCUGCAGAUAACAAACGGUACAUCUUUGCAGAUGCUUACAUUCAGUACCUCUGGAUCACGUUCGACUUCUGCAAUACCAUCCAUGGCUUUUCCAUCCCAUUCCGGGCAGCUGACCUCCUGCUCCACAGUAAGGCUUCUAACCUUCUCCUGGGCUUCGACAGGUCUCACCCCAACAAGCAGCUGUGGAAAUCAGAUGAUUUUGGCCAGACCUGGGUCAUGAUUCAGGAGCAUGUGAAGUCCGUUUCUUGGGGAAUUGAUCCAUAUGACAAGCCAAAUACCAUCUACGUUGAACGGCAUGAACCUUCUGGCUACUCCACAGUUUUCCGAAGUACAGACUUCUUCCAGUCUCUGGAAAACCAGGAAGUGAUCCUGGAAGAAGUGAGAGAUUUUCAACUUCGGGACAAGUACAUGUUUGCAACAAAGGUGGUGCAUCUCUUGGACAGUCCACAGCAAUCUUCUGUCCAGCUCUGGGUCUCCUUUGGCCGGAAGCCCAUGCGAGCCGCCCAAUUCAUUACAAGACAUCCUAUUAACGAAUAUUACAUCGCAGAUGCCUCAGAAGACCAGGUGUUCGUGUGUGUCAGUCACAGCAACAACCGCACCAAUCUGUACAUCUCGGAGGCAGAGGGCCUGAAGUUCUCCCUGUCCUUGGAAAAUGUGCUCUAUUACAGCCCAGGAGGGGCUGGCAGUGACACCUUGGUGAGGUACUUUGCAAACGAGCCAUUUGCUGACUUUCAUCGUGUGGAAGGGUUACAAGGAGUCUACAUUGCCACUCUGAUUAAUGGCUCUAUGAACGAGGAGAAUAUGAGAUCUGUUAUCACCUUUGACAAAGGGGGCACCUGGGAAUUUCUGCAGGCUCCAGCCUUCACGGGGUAUGGAGAGAAAAUCGAUUGUGAGCUUUCUGAGGGCUGUUCGCUCCACCUGGCCCAGCGCCUCAGCCAGCUGCUGAACCUCCAGCUCCGGAGGAUGCCCAUCUUGUCUAAGGAGUCAGCGCCCGGCCUCAUCAUUGCCACUGGCUCAGUGGGGAAGAACUUGGCUAGCAAGACAAACGUGUAUGUCUCAAGCAGCGCUGGAGCCAGGUGGCGAGAAGCACUCCCUGGACCUCACUACUACACAUGGGGAGACCAUGGUGGCAUCAUCAUGGCCAUUGCCCAGGGCAUGGAAACCAACGAACUGAAGUACAGCACCAACGAAGGAGAGACCUGGAAAGCAUUCACCUUCUCCGAGAAGCCAGUGUUUGUGUACGGGCUCCUCACGGAACCUGGGGAGAAGAGCACCGUCUUCACCAUCUUCGGCUCCAACAAAGAGAAUGUCCACAGCUGGCUGAUCCUCCAGGUCAAUGCCACCGACGCCUUGGGCGUUCCCUGCACAGAGAAUGACUACAAGCUGUGGUCUCCAUCUGAUGAGCGGGGGAAUGAAUGUUUGCUUGGACACAAGACCGUUUUCAAAAGGAGGACCCCGCAUGCCAUGUGCUUCAAUGGAGAGGACUUCGACAGACCAGUAGUCGUGUCCAACUGCUCCUGCACCCGGGAGGACUAUGAAUGUGACUUUGGCUUCCGAAUGAGUGAAGACUUGUCGUUAGAGGUGUGUGUUCCAGAUCCAGGAUUUUCUGGGCAGUCGUUCUCCCCUCCCGUGCCGUGUCCUGUGGGUUCUACUUACAGGCGAACCAGAGGCUACCGAAAGAUUUCUGGGGACACCUGUAGUGGAGGAGAUGUUGAGGCGCGACUGGAAGGAGAACUGGUGCCCUGUCCCCUGGCAGAAGAGAACGAAUUCAUCUUGUAUGCCAUGAGGAAGUCCAUCCACCGCUACGACCUGGCCUCAGGAACCAUGGAGCAGUUGCCACUCACUGGGUUGCGGGCAGCAGUGGCCUUGGACUUUGACUAUGAGCACAACUGCCUGUACUGGUCUGACCUGGCUUUGGACAUCAUCCAGCGCCUUUGUUUGAACGGGAGUACAGGACAAGAGGUGAUCAUCAGUUCUGACCUGGAGACCGUAGAAGCUUUGGCUUUUGAACCCCUCAGCCAGUUACUUUACUGGGUAGAUGCAGGCUUGAAGAAGAUUGAGGUAGCUAAUCCAGAUGGUGACUUCCGACUCACAGUUGUCAAUUCUACCAUGCUUGACCGGCCUCGGGCCUUGGUCCUUGUGCCCCAAGAGGGGAUUAUGUUCUGGACUGACUGGGGAGACCUGAAACCUGGGAUUUAUCGGAGCAACAUGGAUGGUUCUGCUGCCUAUCGCCUCGUAUCAGAGGAUGUGAAGUGGCCCAAUGGCAUUUCGGUGGACGAUCAGUGGAUCUACUGGACGGAUGCCUAUCUGGACUGCAUUGAGCGCAUCACCUUCAGCGGCCAGCAGCGCUCCGUCAUCCUGGACAAGCUCCCACAUCCCUACGCCAUUGCUGUGUUUAAGAAUGAGAUUUACUGGGAUGACUGGUCACAGCUCAGCAUAUUCCGAGCUUCUAAGUACACCGGCUCCCAGAUGGAGAUUCUGGCCAGCCAGCUCACAGGGCUGAUGGACAUGAAGAUUUUCUACAAGGGGAAGAAUACCGGAAGUAAUGCCUGUGUUCCCAGGCCAUGCAGCCUGCUCUGCCUGCCCAAGGCCAACAACAGCAAAAGCUGCAGGUGUCCAGAUGGUGUGGCCAGCACUGUCCUUCCUUCUGGGGUCCUGAUGUGUGACUGCCCUCGGGGCUAUGAGCUGAAGAACAACACUUGUGUCAAAGAAGAAGACACCUGUCUGCGCAACCAGUACCGCUGCAGCAACGGGAACUGUAUCAACAGCAUCUGGUGGUGUGAUUUUGACAACGACUGUGGAGACAUGAGUGACGAGAGAAACUGCCCUACCACCAUCUGUGAUCUGGACACCCAGUUCCGUUGCCAGGAGUCAGGGACCUGCAUCCCACUCUCCUACAAAUGUGACCUUGAGGAUGACUGCGGGGACAACAGUGAUGAAAGUCACUGUGAAAUGCACCAGUGUCGGAGUGAUGAAUACAACUGCAGCUCCGGCAUGUGCAUCCGCUCCUCCUGGGUGUGCGACGGAGACAACGACUGCAGGGACUGGUCUGAUGAAACCAACUGCACAGCCAUCUCUCACACCUGCGAGGCCUCCAACUUCCAGUGCCGCAAUGGGCAUUGCAUCCCGCAGCGGUGGGCGUGCGACGGUGACGCCGACUGCCAGGAUGGCUCCGAUGAGGAUCCAGCCAACUGCGAGAAGAAGUGCAAUGGGUUUCGCUGCCCGAACGGCACCUGCAUCCCAACCACCAAGCACUGUGACGGUCUGCACGACUGCUCCGAUGGCUCAGACGAGCAGCACUGUGAGCCCCUCUGCACGCGCUUCAUGGACUUUGUGUGCAAGAACCGUCAGCAGUGCCUCUUCCACUCCAUGGUGUGUGACGGGAUCAUCCAGUGCCGCGACGGCUCUGAUGAGGACCCAGCCUUCGCGGGAUGCUCCCAUGAUCCCGAGUUCCACAAGGUCUGUGAUGAGUUUGGGUUCCAGUGUCAGAAUGGUGUGUGCAUCAGCUUGAUCUGGAAGUGUGACGGCAUGGACGACUGUGGCGAUUACUCGGACGAAGCCAGCUGUGAAAACCCCACGGAAGCCCCCAACUGCUCCCGCUACUUCCAGUUCCACUGUGACAAUGGCCACUGCAUCCCCAACAGGUGGAAAUGUGACAGGGAGAAUGACUGUGGAGACUGGUCUGAUGAGAGGGACUGUGGAGAUUCUCAUGUCCUCCCAUCUCCGACACCUGCCCCUUCCACGUGUCUGCCCAAUUAUUACCGCUGCAGUGGUGGGGCCUGCGUGAUAGACACCUGGGUUUGUGACGGGUACCGAGAUUGUGCAGAUGGAUCUGACGAGGAAGCCUGCCCCUCAUUCGCCAAUGCCACUGCUACUUCUGCCCCCUCCCAACUUGGACGUUGUGACCGAUUUGAGUUUGAGUGCCAGCAGCCAAAGAAGUGUAUCCCUAACUGGAGGCGCUGUGAUGGCCACCGGGACUGCCAGGACGGCCAGGAUGAGGCCAAUUGCCCCACACACAGCACCUUGACCUGCAUGAGCUGGGAGUUCAAGUGUGAGGAUGGCGAGGCCUGCAUCGUGCUCUCGGAGCGCUGCGACAGCUUCCUGGACUGCUCAGAUGAGAGCGAUGAGAAGAACUGCAGUGAUGAGUUAACUGUGUACAAAGUGCAGAACCUUCAGUGGACAGCUGACUUCUCGGGGAAUGUAACUUUGACCUGGAUGCGGCCCAAAAAAAUGCCCUCUGCUGCUUGCGUAUACAAUGUCUACUAUAGAGUGGUUGGAGAGAGCAUGUGGAAGACUCUGGAGACCCACAGCAAUAAGACAAACACUGUAUUGAAAGUGUUGAAACCAGAUACCACCUACCAGGUUAAAGUGCAGGUUCAGUGUCUAAGCAAGGUGCAUAACACCAAUGACUUUGUGACGUUGAGGACUCCAGAGGGAUUGCCAGAUGCCCCUCAGAAUCUCCAGCUGUCACUGCACAGUGAAGAAGAAGGUGUGAUCAUGGCUCACUGGACCCCUCCUCUCCACACUCACGGCCUCAUUCGUGAAUACAUUGUAGAGUGUAGCAGGAGCGGUUCCAAGAUGUGGACUUCCCAAAGAGCUGCUAGUAAUUCAACAGAAAUAAAGAACUUGGAGGUCAAUGCACUGUACACCAUCAGAGUGGCUGCGGUGACUAGUCGUGGGAUAGGAAACUGGAGCGAUUCCAAAUCCAUUACCACCAUAAAAGGAAAAGUGAUCCCACCGCCAAAUAUCCACAUUGACAGCUAUGAUGAAAAUUCCCUGAGUUUUACCCUGACUGUGGAUGGGAACAUCAAGGUGAAUGGCUAUGUGGUGAACCUUUUCUGGGCUUUUGAUGCGCACAAACAAGAGAAGAAAACCAUGAAUUUCCAAGGGAGCAUACUGUCCCAUAAAGUUGGCAAUCUGACAGCACAGACAUCCUAUGAGAUUUCCGCCUGGGCUAAGACUGACUUGGGCGAUAGUCCUCUGUCAUUUGAGCAUGUCACAACCAGAGGGGUUCGCCCACCUGCUCCUAGCCUCAAGGCCAAGGCCGUCAAUCAGACUGCGGUGGAAUGCACCUGGACUGGCCCCAGGAAUGUGGUGUAUGGUAUUUUCUAUGCCACGUCCUUCCUGGACCUCUACCGCAACCCAACCAGCUUGACCACUCCAAUGCACAACGCAACCGUGAUCGUCGGUAAGGAUGAGCAGUAUUUGUUCCUGGUCCGGGUGGUAAGGCCCUACCAAGGGCCAUCCUCAGACUACAUUGUUGUGAAGAUGAUCCCAGACAGCAGGCUUCCUCCUCGGCACCUGCACGCAGUUCACACAGACAAAACCUCGGCUGUCAUCAAGUGGGAGUCGCCCUAUGACUCUCCUGACCAGGACCUGCUCUAUGCCAUCACCAUCAAAGAUCUCAUUCGGAAGGUGGACAGGAGCUACAAAGUCAAGUCCCACAAUAGCACUGUGGAGUAUACUCUGAGCAAGUUGGAGCCUGGAGGAAAGUAUAACAUCAUUGUGCAGCUGGGGAACAUGAGUAAAGACACCAGUAUCAAAAUCACCACCGUAUCAUUAUCAGCACCUGAUGCCUUAAAAAUCAUAACAGAAAAUGACCACGUUCUUCUGUUUUGGAAAAGCCUAGCUUUAAAGGAAAAGCAUUUUAAUGAAAGCAGGGGCUACGAGAUACACAUGUUGGACAGUGCUAUGAAUGUCACCGCAUACCUCGGGAAUACUACUGACAAUUUCUUUAAAAUUUCCAAUCUGAAGCUGGGUCAUAAUUACACGUUCACUGUGCAGGCGAGGUGCCUUUUUGGCAGCCAGAUCUGCGGGGAGCCUGCUAUCCUGCUCUACGACGAGCUGGGCUCUGGUGGAGAUGCAUCGGCAAUGCAGACUGCCAAGUCUACCGAUGUGGCUGCCGUGGUGGUGCCCAUCCUGUUCCUGAUACUGCUUAGCCUGGGGGUCGGGUUUGCCAUCCUGUACACAAAGCAUCGGAGGCUGCAGAGUAGCUUCACCGCUUUCGCCAAUAGCCACUACAGCUCCAGACUGGGCUCAGCAAUCUUCUCCUCUGGCGAUGACCUGGGGGAAGAUGAUGAAGAUGCUCCUAUGAUCACUGGAUUUUCAGAUGACGUCCCCAUGGUGAUAGCCUGAAAGAGCUUUCCUCACUAGAAACCAAAUGGUGUCAAUAUUUUAUUUGAUAAAGAUAGUUGAUGGUUUAUUUUAAAAGAUGCACUUUGAGUUGCAAUAUGUUAUUUUUAUAUGGGCCAAAAACAAAAACAAAAAACAAAAAAAAAACAAAAGGAAUGAAUAAAUUUUGUAGUCAUCAACUGUGAACUUCAAGCCAGGUUGAUUUUUAGUAGCCAAAUUGCUUUGAUUUUGACAUUAAUGUAGUCUUACAGGGCUGUGCUUGCUGGGCAUGCUUUUAAGUCUGUGAGAUAGUUUUGUUUCAAUAAAUUGACCAUUCUUUUUAUUUUUCUAA
Molecule: messenger RNA, 7096 nt
Organism: Ochotona princeps (American pika)
Lineage: Eukaryota; Metazoa; Chordata; Mammalia; Lagomorpha; Ochotonidae
Gene: SORL1
Product: sortilin related receptor 1
Exons: 48
Coding region: 124-6768 (2214 amino acids)
Biological process (GO): post-Golgi vesicle-mediated transport; protein targeting to lysosome; protein retention in Golgi apparatus
Cellular component (GO): Golgi apparatus; membrane
Molecular function (GO): protein binding
Source: RefSeq, a predicted model, not a curated record